GUCUGGAGGGUGCUAUGCUAUGCGUGUGUGCGUGUGCGCGCGCGCGCGUGUGUGUGAGCGUGUGUGUUUUUGGAUUUCAUACUAAUUUUCUGGAGUUUCUGCCCCUGCUCUGCGUCAGCCCUCACGUCACUUCUCCAGCAGUAGCAGAGGCGGCGGCGGCGGCGGCCGCCGGUUAGAGCCCAGUCGCUGCUUCAGCUGCUGUUGCUGCUUCUGCAGCGCUCUGCUCCCUGCGCUUGCUACGGAAGGCCGGGGGAGCCGCGCGGACAGUCCUCGGUGGCCUGGGCCGGCACUGUCCUGCUACCGCAGUUGCUCCCCAGCCCUGAGGUGCGCACCGAUAUCGAUAUCCGAGCCGGUUUAGCGGUUCUGCGACCCAAAGAGUCCAGGGAGAUCCACGGAGUGGUGCCUGGCGUAUAGGACCAUGCAGCCGCCUUGUGGCUUGGAGCAGCGGCCCGCAAUGUCCCAGCCACUGUGAACCAUUUGGUCAGCGCCAACCUGCUCAGCCCCAGCACAGGCUCAGCCUCCUGUACGCUCCACUCCGCGGGAGGCCACCAGCACCAAGCAGCAAGAGGGCGCAGGGAAGGCCUCCCCCCUCCGGCGGGGGACGCCUGGCUCAGCGUAGGGACACGCACUCCGACUGACUGGCACUGGCAGCUCGGGAUGUCGCCCUGGCCGAGGUGGCAUGGACCCGCCAUGGCGCGGCUCUGGGGCUUAUGCCUGCUGGUCUUGGGCUUCUGGAGGGCCUCUCUCGCCUGCCCGACGUCCUGCAAAUGCAGUUCCGCUAGGAUUUGGUGUACUGAGCCUUCUCCAGGCAUCGUGGCAUUCCCGAGGUUGGAACCUAACAGCGUUGACCCGGAGAACAUCACGGAAAUUCUCAUUGCAAACCAGAAAAGGUUAGAAAUCAUCAAUGAAGAUGACGUUGAAGCUUACGUGGGGCUGAGAAACCUUACAAUUGUGGAUUCCGGCUUAAAGUUUGUGGCUUACAAAGCGUUUCUGAAAAACAGCCACCUGCGGCACAUAAAUUUCACACGAAACAAGCUGACGAGUUUGUCCAGGAGACAUUUCCGCCACCUUGACUUGUCUGACCUGAUCCUGACAGGUAAUCCAUUCACGUGCUCCUGCGACAUCAUGUGGCUCAAGACUCUCCAGGAGACUAAAUCCAGCCCCGACACUCAGGAUUUGUACUGCCUCAAUGAGAGCAGCAAGAACACGCCCCUGGCGAACCUGCAGAUACCCAAUUGUGGUCUGCCAUCUGCACGUCUGGCUGCUCCUAACCUCACCGUGGAGGAAGGAAAGUCUGUGACCCUUUCCUGCAGUGUGGGGGGUGACCCACUCCCCACCUUGUACUGGGACGUUGGGAAUUUGGUUUCCAAACACAUGAAUGAAACAAGCCACACACAGGGCUCCUUAAGGAUAACGAACAUUUCAUCUGAUGACAGUGGAAAGCAAAUCUCUUGUGUGGCAGAAAACCUUGUAGGAGAAGAUCAAGAUUCUGUCAACCUCACUGUGCAUUUUGCACCAACUAUCACGUUUCUCGAGUCUCCAACCUCAGACCACCACUGGUGCAUUCCAUUCACUGUGAGAGGCAACCCCAAGCCAGCGCUUCAGUGGUUCUACAAUGGGGCCAUACUGAAUGAGUCCAAGUACAUCUGUACCAAGAUCCACGUCACCAAUCACACGGAGUACCAUGGCUGCCUCCAGCUGGAUAACCCCACCCAUAUGAAUAACGGAGACUACACCCUGAUGGCCAAGAAUGAGUAUGGGAAGGACGAGAGACAGAUCUCCGCUCACUUCAUGGGCCGACCUGGAGUUGACUACGAGACAAACCCAAAUUACCCUGAAGUCCUCUAUGAAGACUGGACCACGCCAACUGACAUCGGGGAUACUACAAACAAAAGUAAUGAAAUCCCCUCCACGGAUGUUGCUGACCAAAGCAAUCGGGAGCAUCUCUCGGUCUAUGCCGUGGUGGUGAUUGCAUCUGUGGUGGGAUUCUGCCUGCUGGUGAUGUUGCUCCUGCUCAAGUUGGCGAGACAUUCCAAGUUUGGCAUGAAAGGCCCAGCUUCGGUCAUCAGCAACGACGAUGACUCUGCCAGCCCCCUCCACCACAUCUCCAAUGGGAGUAACACUCCAUCUUCUUCGGAGGGCGGUCCCGACGCUGUCAUUAUUGGAAUGACCAAGAUUCCUGUUAUUGAAAACCCCCAGUACUUUGGCAUCACCAACAGUCAGCUCAAGCCAGACACAUUUGUUCAGCACAUCAAGAGACACAACAUCGUUCUGAAGAGAGAGCUUGGGGAAGGAGCCUUCGGGAAAGUUUUCCUUGCCGAGUGCUACAACCUCUGCCCAGAGCAGGAUAAGAUCCUGGUGGCUGUGAAGACGCUGAAGGACGCCAGCGACAAUGCACGCAAGGACUUUCAUCGGGAAGCUGAGCUGCUGACCAACCUCCAGCAUGAGCACAUUGUCAAGUUCUACGGUGUCUGUGUGGAGGGUGACCCACUCAUCAUGGUCUUUGAGUACAUGAAGCACGGGGACCUCAACAAGUUCCUUAGGGCACACGGGCCCGAUGCAGUGCUAAUGGCAGAGGGUAACCCGCCCACAGAGCUGACGCAGUCGCAGAUGCUGCACAUCGCUCAGCAAAUCGCAGCAGGUAUGGUCUACCUGGCGUCCCAACACUUUGUGCACCGUGACCUGGCCACUCGGAACUGCCUGGUGGGAGAGAACCUGCUGGUGAAAAUUGGGGACUUUGGGAUGUCCCGAGAUGUGUACAGCACCGACUACUAUCGGGUCGGUGGCCACACAAUGUUGCCCAUCCGAUGGAUGCCUCCAGAGAGCAUCAUGUAUAGGAAAUUCACCACCGAGAGCGACGUCUGGAGCCUGGGCGUUGUGUUGUGGGAGAUCUUCACUUACGGCAAGCAGCCCUGGUAUCAGCUAUCGAACAAUGAGGUGAUAGAGUGCAUCACCCAGGGAAGAGUCCUUCAGCGGCCUCGAACCUGUCCCCAGGAGGUGUAUGAGCUCAUGCUCGGAUGCUGGCAGCGGGAACCACACACCAGGAAGAACAUCAAGAGCAUCCACACCCUCCUUCAGAACUUGGCCAAGGCAUCUCCCGUCUACCUGGAUAUCCUAGGCUAGGGUCCUCCUUCUGCCCAGACCGUCCUUCCCAAGGACCUCCUCAGACUGGCCUACACGACGAACCUCUUGACUGCCGCUGACGUCAUGACCUUGCUGUCCUUCGCUCUGACAGUGUUGACAGGACCAGGAGCGGCUCUCAGGGGGAGGCAGUGUGUGCUUCUCCAUCCACAGACAGUAUUAACUCGCUUCUGGCAUCGUCUCUUUCUCUCCCUUGGGUUUGUUUCUUUCUUUUGCCCCUUCCCCUUUUAUCAUUAUUUAUUUAUUUAUUUAUUUUCUGGUCUUCACUGCUUCACGGCCCUCAGUCUCUCCUUGACCAAUCUGGCUUCUGCAUUCCUAUUAACUGUACAUAGACAAAGGCCUUAACAAACCUAAUUUGUUACAUCAGCAGACACUCCAGUUUGCCCACCACAACUAACAAUGCCUUGUUGUAUUCCUGCCUUUGACGUGGAUGAAAAAAAGGGAAAAAAAAAUCAAACAUCUGACUUAAGCCGUCACUUCCGAUGUACAGACGUGGGGCGUUUCUAUGGAUUCACUUCUAUUUAUUAUUUAUUAAUUUAUUUAUUUAUCACUCUUCUUAUUGUUUUCUGGUGGUUUUAGCCUAUGUGUGAAAAGGAAAAUUUGUGUACAAUCUGGGAAAACUUUGUGGGAAAUGAAAAUGAGAGCGAAAGAGAGAGAGAGAAAAAGAGAGAGAGAGAGAGAGAGAGAGAGAGAGAAGCUUUAC
Molecule: messenger RNA, 3844 nt
Organism: Mus caroli (Ryukyu mouse)
Lineage: Eukaryota; Metazoa; Chordata; Mammalia; Rodentia; Muridae
Gene: Ntrk2
Product: neurotrophic receptor tyrosine kinase 2
Biological process (GO): cell surface receptor protein tyrosine kinase signaling pathway; multicellular organism development; positive regulation of neuron projection development
Cellular component (GO): plasma membrane; dendritic spine; signaling receptor complex
Molecular function (GO): brain-derived neurotrophic factor binding; ATP binding; brain-derived neurotrophic factor receptor activity
Source: RefSeq, a predicted model, not a curated record